Megalops cyprinoides (Indo-Pacific tarpon) is the source of this 1836-nucleotide messenger RNA. RefSeq names its product transcription factor AP-1-like. Gene Ontology annotation, molecular function: RNA polymerase II cis-regulatory region sequence-specific DNA binding; DNA-binding transcription factor activity, RNA polymerase II-specific; transcription factor binding. Gene Ontology annotation, biological process: regulation of transcription by RNA polymerase II; regulation of cell population proliferation; regulation of cell cycle. The record is from RefSeq and is a predicted model, not a curated record. Gene Ontology annotation, cellular component: transcription regulator complex. The transcript is spliced from 2 exons. The coding region runs from base 738 to 1766 and encodes 342 amino acids. NCBI's taxonomy places the organism in Eukaryota, Metazoa, Chordata, Actinopteri, Elopiformes, Megalopidae.
UGAACAAGAAAAGGGAAACAUUUGCGCGAUGUGACCUCAACCAAUUGCGGAGGAGGAGGUAGUAAUGUGUGACAUCAGUACGGGGUAGUUUCAGGAACUGAAGAAAUAGAGGGCGUGUGAUUUUAGUAAUCAGACAAGCAGAAAGUCCCACAGAGUCGAACUAACAGCAGCGAGGAGAGACGGGAAGUAGCAUUGCUUAAUAUCACAUACUUUUGCGCUGGCUACUUCUGUGACUAAUAGGGUUUUCGAAAUAUACGAAUAUUUGGGGGACAUUUACUGAGAGAGAUCUUCAUUAUUUUAACGUCAUAUUGUUUUCAAACGGAGCAGUUGCUUCGGUGCUGCGGAUACAGCAUUCGUAUGAACACAGUGGAUUGGUACCCGGUUCCUAGGCUGCGUGGAUAACAUGCCCAUGAUGGAUGGUAUUUCAUGUCAUCGUUAAGCAGCCUGACUAAUCACAGACACCGAAGACCUUUGACUCACUGGAUUUUAUAAGCGAACUUUAUUUUUUAUUUUAUUUUUCACUGAAUGGCGAUGUAAACUGAACAUUUUACAGUCGUGGUGAUGGGAUUUACCUGUUCGUCCGCAAUAGCAUACAUACGUUCAUCGUUUGCUGUGUAAUUGGCUAUCGACUCAUUUGAAAAACACACACAAAAAAAAAAACUCUGUAUAAUGCCUCUGUGAAAAUGCCCAUACCUCUGAUAUGUUUUAGAUUAUGAAGAUUCUGCACUUCUGUGUCCAUGACGGGUAAGAUGGAAACCCCUUUUUAUCACGAUGACACACCAGAUCUUCCAAAUUUUGAACAAAUUCCACAUUAUGGCAGGUACCAGAACAACAAGAUAAUAAGCAAGAAAAAUAUGGCGACACAGAAUUUCCCAGGAAGCACCUCUAGCCUGAAGCUCCUACAGGGAAAUGGCAGCAACAUCAACCCUAAUGACUCGGGGAUUAACAGUAACACAAACACCUCUUUAAUGCCUUCCACGGACAUGAACCUCUUAAAGCUAGCUUCUCCUGACUUGGAGCACCUAAUCAUCCAGUCAAACCAGGGGCUAGUGACAACCAGCCCGGCACCUAGCUCCACAGGCAAUCCCUUCAUGUAUAGGAACCAGGUGACUAAUGAACAGGAGGGUUUUGCAGAUGGCUUUGUGAAAGCCUUGGCUGACCUUCAUAAACAGAACCAGCUUAUCGGGGCCCCUGUUUCCCCAUCUUCCUCCAUUCAAGGUCCCUAUCAAAGAAGUGUCAUGCCCAGUGGGGAAAUGCCUAUCUAUGCUAAUCUCAGCAGCUACAAUCCCAGUCAUAUUGCAGUCUCAACAUCCUACACAGGGGGUCAGCUGUCAUAUACUCCUGCUGGUCACAGCCUAGGGCACAGUGGAUUGGGACAAGGACCCCACCCCCACAGCAGGGGUCUAGAUGAGCCACAGACAGUCCCCGAGGUGCCCCACCCCCCAGGGGACCCUACCAGCUCCCCUCCCUCCCUCUCUCCCAUUGACCUGGAGACCCAGGAACGCAUCAAGGCGGAGAGGAAGAGGCUCCGAAACCGCAUUGCUGCCUCCAAGUGCCGUAAGAGGAAGCUGGAGAGGAUCUCGCGCCUGGAGGAGAAGGUAAAGGUGCUGAAGACCCAGAAUGCUGACCUGGCCUCAACCGCCAGCAUUCUGCGAGAGCAGGUGGCGCAGCUCAAACAGAAAGUCAUGAAUCAUGUCACCAACGGAUGCCAGAUAGCGGUGAGCUCAGCUACGCUGGCAAAAAGUGGGGAGAGCACCAGCUGCUGAACUUUGCUGUUGAGGGUUUAUUUUGCCGUCGCCAUCUGAGUCAGAGUUGUGGAGAACUGACAAGGUAAAU